GAGGAGGCGGCGGCGGCAACAGGAACCUGAAGGGGAAGGCUCGUGGAGUCGGGAAGAACUAGGAGCAAGAUGAAGGUGAAGAUGCUGAGCCGGAACCCGGACAGCUAUGUCCGUGAAACCAAACUGGACUUACAGAGAGUUUCUGAAUGGAAGUGUUAAUAGAUAACAAAAUGGGAAGAUUGAAGUAUUGGAGCUCUGUGAAACAUAAAAUAAGGAAGACACUGCCAUGAUUUUCUGUUCCAAGAAACUAUGAUCCUACCUUACAUCCUUUUGAGGUCCCACGAGAAUAUGUAAGAGCUUUAAAUGCCACCAAACUGGAACGGGUUUUUGCGAAACCAUUCCUUGCUUCCCUGGAUGGUCACCGAGACGGAGUCAGUUGCUUGGCAAAACAUCCGAAGAGUCUGGCUACUGUCCUUUCUGGGGCAUGUGAUGGAGAGGUUAGAAUUUGGAACUUAACUAAACGAAAAUGUAUUCAUAUGAUACAAGCACAUGAAGGUUUUGUACGAGGAAUAUGUACUCGCUUUUGUGGGACUUCCUUUUUUACUGUUGGUGAUGACAAAACUGUGAAGCAGUGGAAAAUGGAUGGACCAAGCUUUGGAGAAGAGGAGGAACCAUUGCAUACAAUAUUAGGAAAGACAGUAUAUACAGGAAUUGAUCAUCACUGGAAAGAAGCUGUUUUUGCCACAUGUGGACAGCAAGUAGACAUUUGGGAUGAACAAAGAAGCAGUCCUAUAUGUUCAAUGACUUGGGGAUUUGACAGUAUAAGCAGUGUUAAAUUUAACCCAGUUGAGACAUUUCUCUUGGGAAGUUGUGCUUCUGACAGGAAUAUAGUACUAUAUGAUAUGAGGCAAGCUACUCCUCUGAAAAAGGUCAUAUUAGAUAUGAGAACAAAUACAAUUUGCUGGAACCCUAUGGAAGCUUUCAUUUUUACUGCAGCAAAUGAAGAUUACAACUUAUAUACUUUUGAUAUGCGUGCACUGGACACUCCUGUAAUGGUACAUAUGGAUCACGUAUCUGCGGUGCUUGAUGUGGAUUACUCUCCCACUGGGAAAGACUUUGUGUCUGCUAGUUUUGAUAAAUCUAUUCGAAUCUUUCCUGUGGACAAAAGUAGAAGCAGGGAAGUCUAUCACACAAAGAGAAUGCAACAUGUUAUCUGUGUAAAAUGGACUUCUGACAGCAAGUACAUUAUGUGUGGAUCUGAUGAAAUGAACAUUCGUCUAUGGAAAGCUAAUGCUUCUGAAAAGUUGGGUGUGCUUACGUCACGAGAAAAAGCAGCCACAGAUUAUAACCAGAGGUUAAAGGAGAAAUUUCAACAUCAUCCUCACAUAAAACGUAUUUCUCGUCACCGACAUCUACCAAAAUCUAUCUACAGCCAGAUUCAGGAACAGCGCGUCAUGAAAGAAGCUCGUCGACGAAAGGAACUGAAUCGUAUCAAACAUAGCAAGCCUGGAUCUGUGCAGAGGGUGUCAGAGAAGAAGAAACGCGUAGUGGCAGUUGUGAAAUAAUAUUUGGUAUUCCUACCAAUACUGAUGUCUAAGUAUUUGUUAUGUUUUGAUUUGUGAACUCUACAAAUAAAAGUACUGGCUCUAGUAUAACAAUGAAUGUUUUAGUUGUAUGUGUAGAGCUUAAUCAUUGCACAUUUUUGCUAUCCUAAAAAAUUAUUUUUAAAUGUGACCUGGUCGAUAAGACUAUCCAACAUUUUAUUCCUGAUCUUCUUUCUUACUGCAUUAAAGAAUACAGUAUUUACAAACUUAUUUUUUGCUGUUAGAAAUUGCAGAUAUACUUUCACUUUGAUUUGUUAUUUUAGACACUCUAUGUUUGAAUUUACAUUUAAGACCAAACAUCUCUUUUGUUACCUUUUAAUAUUACUUUAGAUAAUUAUUGCAGUGAUUCUUCCUAGGAUUCCAUAAACACAUAGAAGAAUUAUGUCAGAACUUUUUUCAGUUGAAUUUAUUUUCUGUGCUUUAUUUAUUUGGCUUUUUGAGACAUUAAAGAUGAUCAGCCUACAUUUAUAUAACUUUUAUAAACAAUAAUUAUAACAUAUGGUCAAGUCAAGAUAAUAAAACGUCCUUUUUCUCA
Balaenoptera acutorostrata (minke whale) is the source of this 2079-nucleotide messenger RNA. It is a transcript of the gene DCAF13, whose product is annotated as DDB1 and CUL4 associated factor 13. Gene Ontology annotation, biological process: maturation of SSU-rRNA from tricistronic rRNA transcript (SSU-rRNA, 5.8S rRNA, LSU-rRNA). The record is from RefSeq and is a predicted model, not a curated record. Lineage: Eukaryota; Metazoa; Chordata; Mammalia; Artiodactyla; Balaenopteridae. The coding region runs from base 477 to 1505 and encodes 342 amino acids. Gene Ontology annotation, cellular component: nucleolus; small-subunit processome. The transcript has 12 exons. Gene Ontology annotation, molecular function: protein binding.